Molecule: messenger RNA, 5267 nt
Organism: Lytechinus pictus (painted urchin)
Lineage: Eukaryota; Metazoa; Echinodermata; Echinoidea; Temnopleuroida; Toxopneustidae
Product: cyclic nucleotide-gated cation channel alpha-3-like
Exons: 11
Coding region: 1274-3862 (862 amino acids)
Biological process (GO): monoatomic ion transport; transmembrane transport
Cellular component (GO): membrane
Molecular function (GO): monoatomic ion channel activity; protein-containing complex binding
Source: RefSeq, a predicted model, not a curated record
AUAGAAGACAGAAGAUUUUCUUGAGAACUCAACCAAAUCAAUAAUCCCUGUGAAUAACUCUAUUUUCGGUCUCCGUUCCCCGGAAUGUGAAGAUUAAAAAGCAAAGAUAAAAGUUGAGAAGCAUGCACUGACUUUCUAAUCUCUUGACAUUUCUGGAUGGUUUUAUGUGAUUCAUUUCUUCAUUCUAAUAUUUGAAAUCCGUAAUCAACGUUGGUUUCGAUCUAAAAGAGUAAAUAUCCAUCUACCAUGCUAUCUGCUUUCUAUAUGAUGUUCAUUCUUCAUUAUAUAAUCAUUAUAAAAUUAUGAUGGGAAAAUGAUUAUGUUUUCUCUUCAACGUGACAUUAGUUUUUAACAUAUUUUGUCACCCACAGAAUUUCGGCGCCACUACUUUAACCAAAAAUCUCACGCGUUUCGAGAACGAAAGGCGUUCAUUUAACAACAAAGCUUCCCAGCCCUCGAUACAGUGACUGCCUGCUUGUGUUAACAGUUUGUUUGUGUACUCGACGUAUUAGAAGACGCUUCGAUUUUUAUCAAAUGGGGUAAGGGCCUUCUUCAGAGUUGAAAUGUCUUUUGUUUAAUCCGCAGAGUCCCUCUUCGUUUGUUCUUUCUUCGUGACGGUCCACGUUUGUGGGAUUUGCCCCGAGCGAGCGGCGCAGACAAACCAAACCAAUUGGUAACAAGGGCUGUGACAAAACAAGAGGAUGAGAGGAUGAGUCUAUAUUAUUCUUACAAGGUAUAAUUGCGUCCAGAACAUGAGGAAUAAUAGUCUCGAAGAUGAAACUUGAAUAUUUUGUGUUGCUUUUCUUGAAUAACUCUGCCCGGCUUUAAACUUUAUACAAUUGUGUUUGUUGUGGAUUGAACGACUUAAAUGGUUUCAACAUUGAAUAAUUUUGUUGAUUAUAAAAAAGGAAAUCACUGUCGCUGUUGUCUUUUGUCAUGUCUGUGGUGGUCGUCGAAAACAAUAGAUAAUUAUUAAAGUCGAUAACACCCAAAGAAGGAAACAUGCUAUGGAAACGCUGAUAAUUGGAUUGGAAAAAAGAAGAUCAUUCAAUGAAACCUUCUGAGUCGGUACUUGAAACAGAAAUUGUCUAUUAAACCUGCUAACGGAUGGAAUCUUUCAAGAAUCAUGCCCUAAAGUGGAUAUAUAAGCAUGAACUGUUAUGACCUUUAGAUAACUCAACAAGGGUGUAGUCUUCAGUUUUUGUCUUUGGCAAUUAGCCAUCGUUAAGCUGUCUGUAUUCGAUGUUUUAAUUAGAAAUCAAAGCUGACGAAUAUGUCAGUGGAACCCGCGAUGAGUCAACCACGAGACCAAACGCCAACUAAGGCUACGCGGGUCCUCACCAGUCGAGAGAGCAAUGAGCGGCAAGCCUGGAGUGAGUCGCCAUCAGAUCGAACUCAACUACUUCCAGAGGCAAUUCGAUGCUCUUCUGAGAGCUGCGUCAACGAAAUGGUGAACGAUGACAAGAGUGGUACAACGACAAGUUCGAGCUUACCGUCACAUGAAGCAACGAAUAGCCAUGAUAGCGAACAUAUUUUGCCGAAUGAGGCAACAAGAGAAAACGAAUAUGAAGUUAAUUUCAAACCAAACAGGAGAGUGCCAGAUCUUUCAAACGGAAAUGUUAAACCAAGUACAAAUUCUUUUGAACGCAAUAGACAUGACCUACCAUUAGAAAAGGAAAAGAUUACAAAGGAUUCGAAAAAUUAUCUUGACUUGAUAGAUGAUUCUAAGUUUCUUCCUGCGCCGGUCAUCCAAGAUGGUGACUCCAAAGAGGCUGUUCAACUGGAUGAAUUCGCCUCUGCAUCGGAUCUUUCUACAGGUCCUACUUCAACCAAAGGUUUUUGGACAUCCAUCAAGGCGGUGAGUCGUUUAAAGUCAGGAGUCAAGUUAAGGGAAAAGAACAAGCGGAAGAAUAAAAAGGUUUCAACACAACGCGUUGACUCUUUCUUGGAGAAAUUCACCACGAGGCGAGGUGAUCUGACCAACUACCCCGAUGACGAGAAAGCCAAAAGUGAGGUUGUUGAAGACGAUGAUAAAGACGAGGAUGAGCAAACGAAGAUCAUCGUCUCACCGGAUAGUGAUUUCCUAAUAUAUUGGCUGACCAUUGUUAGCAUUGCCGUCAUGUAUAACUUUUGGGUGUUGAUCGCAAGGGAAGCAUGGCCCGAGCUGCAAGAAAAAGGCCGCAUUGCGUGGUUUGUCAUCGAUUACUUCUGUGAUUUUAUAUACAUUCUGGACAUCGUAGUCCAAGCCAGAACAGCCUAUCUCGAGCAAGGUCUUCUUGUCUUAGAUAGUAGAAGACUUCUGAGACAUUAUGUAAGAUCAUGGCAGUUUAUCAUCGAUAUUCUCUCACUCCUUCCAACCGACCUCUUCUAUCUCCUGGAUACCAGUCGUCUUCAUCCAAUUGUCAGGUGUCCUAGAUUCCUUCGGAUUUACAGAUUCCAUUUCUGGUACAUGAAAGUUGAGACCAGAACUCAAUUCCCAAACACAUUUCGUGUUAUCAACCUUACACACGUACUUUUAUUGCUUCUCCAUUGGGCUGGGGCAGCUUAUUUUCUUAUAUGCGAAGCCAUCGGUUUGACUUCAGAAUCAGAUGAGUGGGUUUAUGCUGGACCAGCAGGAAGAAAUGCUACCUUGCCUCACAAAUACCUUGCUUCGUUUUAUUGGUCGACAUUGACCUUGACAACGAUCGGCGACCUCCCUGCUCCCGACAACGAAAUUGAAUAUUUUGUACAAAUUGUUGGAUAUCUGGUUGGUAUUUUCAUCUUCGCCACAAUUGUCGGGCAAGUCGGUGCUGUUAUUGAGAAUCGCAAUGCAACACGAAUGGAAUUUGAGCGUCACGUGGACCACGCAAAACGAUAUAUGCAGACAAAUAAUGUUCCGAGAGAUGUUCAGUUGAGGAUACUUAGAUGGUAUGACUACACAUGGACUCGCGGUGCUACACAAGGGCGAGGUGAUGUCAAUUCAUUGGGGCUACUCCCAGACAAACAUCGCACAGAACUAGCUCUCCAUGUUAAUCUACAAACUCUUAAAAGGGUAUCAAUUCUAGAAGUGUGUCCCCCGGAGUUCCUUCAUGACCUUGUCCUUAAGAUGCAUUUAUGUAUCUUCACUCCGGGUGAUUUGGUCUGUAGAAAAGGAGAAGUAGCCAGGGAGAUGUUCAUUAUCUCAGACGGUCUUCUAGAGGUCAUUGACGAAUCUGGUCGAGUAUUAGCCACUCUAAAAUCAGGAGACUACUUCGGAGAGAUUGGAAUUCUUGAUCUGGAAGGCACAAGCAACAGACGAAUGGCUGAUGUACUUUCUGUUGGAUACUCUGAGCUUUUCUCACUCUCUAAAGAUGACGUCUUGGGGGUGCUCAAGGAUUACCCAUCAGUAAAGACCGUGAUUGAGGAUGAAGCAAGGAGAAGACUCAAGACACAAAAGAUGAAUAAAGAAGAGUCAGACGAUCAUAAUAACGUGGAUGCUACGGACGUCGACAAGGACAUCGACCGUGUUAGCAUCUUAUCAGAACUCAGCAGUUUUAACGUUCCUCAGGAAAACAGAAAGGAUUCCACUAAGAAGGUAACUGGACAGGAAAGCCAACAGACGAGACGGAAUCGUGAGAGUAUUACGUCCCUUAACGUUCCGGUGGUUAAGAAACGAAGAGCUUCUGUUUAUGCAGGACCUCCAGACGUCGCCAUCAAAGAGAUCAUGGCGAUGGUUGAGAAAGUCGUGUCAGAAAAAUUAAACUCUUUUGCUGAGAAUGCUCGAUUGCUGAGAGAAACUAAUAUGGAUAUGAGAGAGAAAGUCAGAUCACUACAGAAGGAAAAUGAUACCAAGACUACAAAGAUUCAAGCUUUGGAAAAACGAGUCAAAGAAUUAGAAAACUAAUGUAAAACAUAAUACUUUCAAUUAGCAUAAGAGUAAAGGUUUUAUUUGACAAAUGGACGAUACCAGUGUGUUUGAUAGGGAGGGGGAGAUGAUUUUAAGAUGACGUCAUUCUCUCACUACUAAUGAUGGCAGAUUUACAUGACGCUCGUUGAACCAGGGAAGUGUCUAUAACACUUCCCUGGUUGAACGUUUGUUUUUAUUUCAUUUUUUUCACCUUGAAUCUUUGUGCAAGAUUAUGACCAUAGAAAACAUCCUGUGUGGUAAAGAAAUUCGGGGAUUAACCAUCAUUGAGCUGAUUGGAGUAAUUAUUGUCCCCCCCCCCCAAAAAAAAAAAAAAAUACCAUAUACCCUCCGAAAUUAGAGGCACAAAAAACAAACAGUUCAUAAUCCCACAAAACAACGUAAACAAUAAUUACCAUGUUAUGAAACUGAUAGCCUUAUUUUUUACUCUCUACCACUAAAAAGGAGAUCAAAUUUAGAUACUCGUUCCCCUUCAAUGUUACAUAAUCACAGACACUGUAUGUACAUUUCUCAUGUGAUGCCAAAUGUUUCCAAUUAUUUAGUAAUUGUUAUUUUGUUUGAUUUCCAUAUACAUUAUUUCUCCUAAUCGAAUAGUUUAAAUCAUUAUAUUUUCGUUUAAUCCUUUUUGCUGUAAUCAUCCUAAGAUAUAUAUUCGGACUAUCCGCUUGUAGGGGCAUUGACAAUGCUGUAUAUUGCUGUCUAUUUAUUUCCCUGUUUGAUUUAUACUUGGUUGACAAAAAGACUGUGUAAACCCGACUUGCAAUGAUUCAAUAUUGAAAUCAUCACGGGUAGAAUAUUUUGCAUUAUUUUAAAGAUGUGAUGUAAUUUCUUUUAAAUAUUUCUUCUAUUGAUUGCUGGCUAUAUGGAUGAAGCGAAUUAUUUUAUUUACCGGUUUAACUAUCCUUCAAAUGCAACGAUCCACAGGUUUUAAGCUAAGUGUGGUAGACAAUGGAAACAAAAAUGCCAAACAUGCCACCCCCCGAAAAAUUACUUUCUGAAUAAAUGAUACAUUGUGGCCUUCAAAUGUAUUUAUACAACAUAAUGUAUGCCAAUCAAGAUUAAUGUUUAGCCUAAUUGGAUUGCAACCAAAACUGAAGAACUAGAAUCAUUGAAGACAUGUGGUCUUUGGUCAUGCUCUCUGCAUUGUCUAUUUUUCCUUCUUACAACGUGGCAUAGUUAAUUUGCCUAAUAGUAAUUAAUUCCAGUUUAUAAGCUUUCCUGAUAUCAAAUUAUUCUGGAGAUGAAUAUUUAUUACACUAAAAUAUACAUUAAUGUGUCAAUUGUGUAUCUAGUUCUCUAAAUUCCAAAAGUGUGUGGAACAAUCUGGAAUUAGCUAUGUUAAGUGCAAUAUUUUAAUGAGAAUAUUUGUGAAUCAUAAUCAUUU